Molecule: messenger RNA, 1214 nt
Organism: Hydractinia symbiolongicarpus
Lineage: Eukaryota; Metazoa; Cnidaria; Hydrozoa; Anthoathecata; Hydractiniidae
Product: homeobox protein Hmx-like
Exons: 2
Coding region: 470-826 (118 amino acids)
Biological process (GO): regulation of DNA-templated transcription
Molecular function (GO): DNA-binding transcription factor activity, RNA polymerase II-specific; DNA binding
Source: RefSeq, a predicted model, not a curated record
CUCGAAAGAGCAACGUGUUUACAUUUGAAUCGCACGAAGAAGAAUAAACUUCAUUUCUAAUUCUUCUUUUAUCACGACACAAAAUUUAACAACAAACACAACAUUAACGCAAAAAACACCGGCUAAAUAACUUAUACAGAACUAUUGUCCUUUGUUUCUAGACCCUUUCGCUCCCUAUGUGAAGGUGUUGAACUUUUGUGCUACUUGGGACAUGCCAGCUUUGUAAUAACGGGGACAAAAAUGGUGACAUACUGGACCAAUAAAUGUCCGCAUCACUGAAACUCGUGAUCAGCUUAUUUGCAGAUUUUUUUAGAAAGUACUUAGCUUUGUUGGUAUAGAAAGUCAACAACUGUCGUAGUGUUUGACGUGGUUUUUUUUAGGCAAAGUUGAACGCCCUGAUGUGAAAAGAGAACAUCAAAAGAAAUCCAGAACCGUGUUUACAAAACACCAAAUUCUUCAACUCGAAGCGAUGUUUUACUCGAAACGAUAUCUAAAUAACACGGAUCGUCUUAUGCUAUCAAGCAACCUAUCUUUAAGUGAAAACCAGGUGAAAGUUUGGUUUCAAAAUCGCAGAAACAAAUGGAAACGAGAGAUGUUGAUAAAAUUCGAACAAGCACAACUCGGAAAAUCCUCCAUUUUGUACACAUUAUCAAAUACCAAAGAUAUAACCAAAGAAAAAGCUAAAUCAGCAAAUCUCCCUAAAACAAUUUUUGUCAACAACAAGGAGAUAAAUUCGAAUAUGCAUGACUGUUGCUAUGGUAAUACAAAACUGUUAAAUCCUCCUAGAGUUUUUGAGAACCAGUGGACUGUGAAUAUCAAAUUGUAGGUUUAGAGCGAUCAAAACAUGCGGAGGAGGAUCAAAGAAUGCUGAUGUGUGCAUUGGUUAAAAAGUUGGUCACGCGAUGCAAUUAAUUUAGUAUCAGUUAAAAUGACAGCCAGGCGAAAUAAAAUAACUUUGUAUGUUUUACAUAGAAAAGAAUUUUAGUUUAAAACAGAUCUUUGUUGUUUUGUCAAUCAUAUGAAAUAGAAGCCACCAAUGGGGGUUUCUUCGCGAUGGAACCAGAAGCAAGGGAUUACACAUUUAGAACAACAAAAUAAAAGUACGGUAAAACUGACAGUCACAGCGAACACACGUGGAUGCUCGAUACACACUGAUUUUACACAGUGACGGAUUUUCCGCUGGAUGUUCGAAAAACGUAUCGCUGAUAACAAAA